Messenger RNA from Alternaria incomplexa, 762 nucleotides. RefSeq lists its product as uncharacterized. Lineage: Eukaryota; Fungi; Ascomycota; Dothideomycetes; Pleosporales; Pleosporaceae. The transcript has 2 exons. The coding region runs from base 1 to 762 and encodes 253 amino acids. The record is from RefSeq and is a predicted model, not a curated record.
AUGGUCAACGCAGUUACACCACCCCUAGCCCAACACUUUGGCUCGCCAUGCGAUACAUCUCAAUACAGUCAACAUCAGCAUGCAGCAGCUGUCCACGGCAUCACCAAUGCAUACGGAUCGAUCCAGCAUACGAUCUUCGUAGCCCCUCUUCCUCCUACCUCUCUCGCUCAACAAAUCCAGGCCAUAUCUCAUCUUUUGAAGAGAGGAACGAACCCAAACAACAUUGUCAAGUACGUUGAACACUUCAACAUCAUGCUGGACUCUGGCAACUUGAACGACCUCGCGAUUAUAGCUGUGCUUCCUGCAGAAGAUCUCGCGAAGAUGGUUGUACACGUCGCUAAUACCCUGGUUUAUUCGACCUCCGAGGCACCCUCGACCUUCGAGCCACUCCCGACCGCCGAGUCAUCCACGACCGUCAAGCCACCCCCAGCUGCCAAACGCGAAUCCAUCGACGAGGGCACGGCCCCGCGCCCACAAGCCUUGAAGCGACCGCGCACUUCACGUAAAGGCAAGGAGCCAGUACAACCAGCCGUUGUCCGAAGAGGCUGCCCGGGCAACAACUGGGGGUGCAAGCCUCAUGAGCAACGCACCAGGAAAUACUGGGACACACGUAUCGGCUUCUUCAAUCACUUCGAUGCUGAACAUCUGGGGGAAUGUCGCGUCGCAGGCAAUCGUUGGCAAUGCCCAGCCUGCGAGCGUCCUUCGUUCGGGGGGGAUGGACAUGAACUCAAGAAACACAUGUGGGACGACCAUUGGGAAUGA